Messenger RNA from Naegleria gruberi, 1344 nucleotides. RefSeq lists its product as uncharacterized. The coding region runs from base 1 to 1344 and encodes 447 amino acids. Lineage: Eukaryota; Heterolobosea; Eutetramitea; Acrasida; Naegleriidae. The record is from RefSeq and is a predicted model, not a curated record. The transcript has a single exon.
AUGUUUAAAUUGCUUCCUACUGUUUCCAUCACACGAUUCUCUUCCAAUCAUCAUCAACAAACAGGUUGUGUUUUAAAGAAGGGAAUUUUCGGAACACUAAAUUCAUCAUUAAUUGGAGGAAGAAAUUACUCUUCAAUAAUUCAUGAAACGAAGGAGGAAAUAAUCAAGCCUUUUGCUUUACCAUUCUCUGUUCUGACAAAGGCUCAUCCAUCAUCAUUGGUAUCCUUCGAGAAUAAUAUUAAACACAUGAGAGGAAUUAAUUUGUUUUCCGAUGAGAAUCAUAAUGCCUUCACUGAGGUAAUUGCUCAGGCUGGUCAUCAUCCAGAAAAGUUGGUAAAUCAUUUGCAAGUUAAUAGACAAGCUCAUCCAUUGAUUUAUCCAUUUAAUCAUUCAGAGAGAAAUAAUGGAAGAUUGGUUGUUUGUUUAUUGGGUUGGUUGGGAUCGAAUUGGAAACAUGUUGACAAGUUUGUGAAUUGGUAUGAUUAUUGUAAUAUUGAAACUUUGAGUACAAUUCCACCAAUUUUGUCAACCAUUUCACCAUCUCAUACUCAGACAGUUUGUGAGGAAUUUGUCAGACAAAUGGAAGAAAAGAUUCUGAAUCAUGAAAUGGCUGAUAAUACCACAAUUAUUUUCCAUGUUUUUAGUGGAAAUGGAAUUCACAUGUUUUCCAGAUUGUUAGAAAAUGAAAAAUUUGUGGAUAAAUUCCUUCCAAGAACGAAGGGAUUUGUCGUUGAUUCUGCACCACCAAUGUAUAAUUAUGAAAGAUUUACCGAGGGAUUUGUUGGAGCCAUAAAAACAGCAAUGGGAUCUCGAAUGGAUAGAAACAAAUCUAGAAAAGAAAAUGCACCAUCCUCCACCGAUCAGAAACUCAAAAUACUCAAAGAAGAACAAGCUAAAAGCAGAGAAUUUUACAAACACUGGUUAUUGACACCAGUUGUCUCCUCAUUUUUCAAACUCUAUUUCAAUAUGGGAGCUCGAGAACGAUUUGAAAGAUUGGAACAAACUCUAGUCAACCACACCAAAUCCAUUCCAAAAUUAUUUAUUUACAGUCAUGGAGAUGUUCUCAUUCCUCAUAGUGAUAUUGAUUUUUAUCUUUCUAAACAUUUUGUUGAGGAACGUUUAGAAAGAUUGGCUUAUCAACAAGAAAAAGGUCAAUCAGGUCCUGAACAUGUUUCAGAUAAGGAAUUUGAUGAAUGGAUCAAGACACACCACCAAUCAGAAACUCAAUUUUUACUUGAUGAACUCGUUUUCCAUGAUUCUGAUCAUGUUUACCAUUUUAAGGAACAUCCAAGAGAAUAUAGUGAAAGAGUUUUGCGUUUCAUUCAUUUGAGUUCAAAGAAAUAA